UUCACCGCCGGCUCCGCCGUGCUGGCCGCGGCCAACAACAAGGAGACGCUGCUCGCCGGCCGCCUGGUUGUGGGGCUCGGCAUCGGCAUUGCUUCCAUGACGGUGCCCGUGUACAUCGCUGAAGUCUCACCGCCCAAUUUAAGAGGUCGAUUAGUCACCAUUAAUACCCUCUUCAUCACAGGAGGGCAGUUCUUUGCAAGUGUUGUUGAUGGAGCCUUCAGUUACCUCCAAAAGGAUGGAUGGAGGUACAUGUUGGGGCUUGCGGCAAUCCCAGCGGUCAUACAGUUCUUUGGCUUUCUCUUUUUACCUGAGAGCCCUCGAUGGCUCAUUCAGAAAGGACAGACUCAGAAGGCCCGGAGAAUUUUGUCUCAGAUGCGCGGUAACCAGACCAUUGAUGAGGAAUAUGACAGCAUCAAAAACAACAUUGAAGAAGAGGAAAAAGAGGUUGGCUCAGCUGGACCUGUGAUCUGCAGAAUGCUGAGUUAUCCCCCAACUCGCCGAGCUUUAAUUGUGGGUUGUGGCCUACAAAUGUUCCAACAGCUCUCAGGCAUUAACACCAUCAUGUACUACAGUGCAACCAUUCUGCAGAUGUCUGGUGUUGAAGAUGACAGACUUGCAAUAUGGCUGGCUUCGGUUACAGCCUUCACGAAUUUCCUUUUCACACUCGUGGGUGUGUGGCUUGUUGAGAAAGUGGGCCGCAGAAAGCUUACCUUUGGUAGUUUAGCAGGUACCACCAUAGCACUCAUUAUUCUUGCUUUGGGAUUUCUGCUAUCAGCCCAGGUUUCUCCACCCAUCACUUUAAAGCCAGUAGCUCCUCCAGGUCAGAACACUACUUGCACAAGAUACAGUUACUGUGAUGAAUGUAUGUUGGAUCCAGACUGUGGUUUCUGCUAUAAGAUGAAUAAAUCAAUCGUCAUUGACUCCUCCUGUGUUCCAGUUAAUAAAGCGUCCACAAAUGAGGCAGCCUGGGGCAGGUGUGAAAAUGAAACCAAAUUCAAAACAGAAGAAGUAUUUUGGGCUUACAAUUUCUGCCCUACUCCAUACUCCUGGACUGCACUGCUUGGCCUUAUUUUAUAUCUUGUUUUCUUCGCACCAGGAAUGGGACCGAUGCCUUGGACUGUGAAUUCUGAAAUCUAUCCCCUGUGGGCAAGAAGUACAGGAAAUGCAUGUUCAUCUGGAAUAAAUUGGAUUUUUAAUGUCCUGGUUUCACUGACGUUUUUACACACAGCAGAGUAUCUUACAUACUAUGGAGCCUUUUUCCUCUAUGCUGGCUUCGCUGCUGUGGGUCUCCUUUUUAUCUACGGCUGUCUUCCUGAGACCAAAGGGAAAAAGUUAGAAGAAAUUGAAUCACUCUUUGACAACAGGCUAUGUACAUGUGGUGCUUCAGAUUCGGAUGAAGGGAGAUACAUUGAAUACAUUCGAGUGAAGGGAAGUAACUAUCAUCUUUCUGACAACGAUGCUUCUGAUGUGGAGUAAUUGUCAGCUGCUGAUAUAUUUAGUUAUUUAAACAAACUUGGGAGAGAAGAACAGCAAUUGGUGACCUCACUGCCCUGCUUUUAAUCUGGUUCUUUCCACAGCCUAGUUUUGAAUGACUACGUAUUCUAGAGUAUUUGAUUCCAAGGAAGAUACUUUACCAUGAUGACUUUCUGUUUCACAAGCAGAGACAUUAAAAAAAAAAUUACAGAGGUUUUAAUCUAAUAAUUAUUGAACAAACACGUGUAAUUCCUUCCUGAGAUAGUCUAAAAUGAAUAUUGCAUCCAGUGACUUCAGUGACAUCCUUUUUUUCCUAAGACCAUAUGUAAUUGUUAGUGGCAACUGAGUUAGAGCUAAUCUAGCCAAAUCGUACAUGUAUGAUAUACUCAUCACAAAAGAUUCUGGGAUAUGGUCCAAGGGUGUUUUCUGUCAAAGCAUGGCCUAUUGGUCCUAAAUUUUCCUAAAGACUAGGAGCUCCUCUGUGAUCAGCUUAUUAGAAAGUAAAUUCCAUAUAAGCAUUCAUCAACGAAUUCCAAAGUGCCUCCUGCCAGGGCAUGGCUGUCCUCAUAGCCUUUGGAUUCCACAUUUUGGUUUUUCUCUCCAAUUCAGAUCUUAAAAGUUCUUCAGAAAUGGACUCUGUACAGGAUCUUUUGAACAUGAUGAAAAGCAGGUCUUUUAGGGUUUAUUUUCCUACGUAUUUUUGCAUCCGUGAUAAGUAGACAUUUGCACAGAUAGGCUAGCGAGUUUUGAUAAGUGUAUUUUAUUGCCAGGAAGAAAGAAAGAAAAGAUUUUUAUGGACCUUAAAAGAUUUUUUUUUUAACCCAGACUGAGUUGGUCACUUAGGUGUGCACCUGUAAACACAAAAUAGAUCUUCAAGUAGAUCUUCAACUGUCUUUCUAGGUCAGUUUUUGUUCUCACCGAAAUCUCCUGAUAUUCACCACGCCUUUGCUCAUCGACUCUCGAGUCCUACUGUUUGUGCCUUCCUUUGUGUUAUAUAAAUAGCUGCUAGUGGACUAUUUUCCCCCUUCUUUUAAUCAAAUAAGUCCUGAGACACAAAAAGAAGGAAGAAAAUCAGUGACAGAAAUAAUCCUGCAGUUAACUGAUGUUUGUUUAAGUAGUGGGACUUCUAUUUUUCUUACCUUUUUAUUAACUUCCUAAGGGAACUGUCACAUUUUAUGAUUUAAUGGUACUUGUCUUUUUUUUUAAUCCUAAGAACAUAAACUGGUUUUUAUUUUGCACACCUUUUCUCAUUUUCCCUGACAUUUUAUUUGUAAGAAGAAGAUACAUAGAUUUGUAUGUGGGUGUUUUCUUUUUCUCAUGCUUGGCUUGGAUUUUUUUCCCUCUUGUCUGAAAAUUGGGGUUUUUUUCUGUUAGAACAGAUUGAUGGUUUUCAUAUAGCUUACUACAUUGCUACAGUGUCUUUUCAGAGUGUUCAUUGGUUCUUAUGCUCAUUCAUCAAUGAACUCUAAUUUUUGCUCAGAUACUAAGAACUAUAUAGUAAGUAAAAAAUUACUCACAAAGCUACUUGCUAGUUUCAGUGAAAAUAUGAAUGACUUCUGUGGCCAGUUUAGGAGUCCAUACAUUUGAUGCAUUUUAACAUGGCUCUAAACAUCUAAUAAGGUACUCUUUGGAGUGCAAAGGUGGCCAUCUCUAAAUUCAGUUUGUCUCUGCCAGUCGCCAAGAUGGUCUGGUCUCAAAGUCCGGCUUAUUCCUAUCACGGUGAUCAAAGCUGAGAAUGUUGCCAGGAGGUUCAUUCUCUAAGCCUAAAAAUCUUUCAGCCAAAAAAAUUUUCUUCCUUUUGAUCAUUUCAUGUAAUUAAAAAAAAAAAAGUCAGAGAGAUAUUUGCCUUGAAUUAGGUGCUUUGACAGUUGACUUCUAACAGGAUAUCAGUAUUGAUUUUUCCCAGGAAAACAGAUGUGCUUUAAUAGAGAAAAGUAUUAUUCCACGGAUAUUUCUUAUCCCAUAAGAAAUUUCUUAUGUUUACUAUUUCACACAGGUAAAGUCAAGUGGAAAAAUGAACUACCGUGUGGUAAAAUCAGAGUAUGAUGGGAAGAAAGGUAUUUAGACCAAUAAAGUGAUCUCUUUAAAAAUUUGUUUUUCUAAUUUAUCCGAAUAAUUGCCUCAGUUCUUCUCUUUAUCGUAUACAUAGCCUUAACUAUAUGCUUACAUACUCAGCUGAGCUGAAUGCACAGUAACUUUAUUAAAGGAGCAACUAGACUCAUUAUUUCCUAAAGCCGAACAAGGCCUAUUUUCCCUGACAUUAGCAAAUGAUGUUUUCAACUCUUUAUCCACAAAUGCACAUAAUAACAGGGAAAAAUAGCCACAGUUCUCUUCCCCUGUUUGCCUCAAUUCCUUCUGUAAAGGACUACUUGUUAUUUAUAUAGUGAUAAAGAUAAUAUUCCGUAUCUUUGACGUACAAGACAGAGAGGCACAGUAUAAGAAUUAUUUAUAAUUUUUUAAUAACAACUACUUGAAAAAUAACCUUAUACAAUUAGUGUAUUAUUUUUAGAUUCAGUGAACAUUUAUAGUAUAUUAAAAAUUAAAUGAAUUUUGCAGGUUUUUUAAUAUGCACCUUUAAGUUAUCAGCAUCUCUGCUACCACUGUCAACAUGAAAACAUUCCAUCUGAAAUAUCAUCAAAUAUGUAUUUUGUAGGAUAAUUUAUAUAUGGUAUGAGUUGACUUACCAUAUUAAAACACAUUAAGCAUCGUGCUUUUCACUGAAAUUAUCAGUUUCCUUCUAAACAUGCUGCAAAUUCAAUAGAGGUAUAUUAUGAUUUAGGAAAAUAUAAUGACGAAGAUCAUAACACCUACUGAGGUUUAGCUAGAUAGCUAAUGAGAUCUGCACUGGACUUAAGAGAAUGUAUCUGCAUCUGAACACUUAGGGGUGAAUGUGACGUCAGAUAGGUUUUAAAGGUUUGGUAUUAAUAUUUUUUCUUAAAUGUAAACAUUCCUAAUAAUUUUGAUUGCUGCAUCUUAGUAAUUAUCCAAAAUGUGAUUUUUAGUAUAUAUGUAAAUGAUCUAAAUUAACACUAGAUUUAAAAGGUAAUAUUUCCAUUUGAAAUUUUAUCCCCAAGUCAUAUGUUAGUAGUUAGUUCCUUGACAGAUAAUGCUAUGAGAAGAAUGCUAUCAAGUGCUAUUCAUAAUUUUAUUUUACCACUCAACCAUUUUAGUAUAUAUAAGAAUCUAAAUAUUAUUUAUUAAGUUAUUCAUUCUAAAGUGGGAAAUCUGUUAAAGCAAAGAAUUUAGAAAUUGUUUACUAUCAUUCCGAAAUCAGUAAUCCAGAGGAAGAAUUAACAGGAAAAAUGUAAGCUGACAACUUAUCCUUUUGCUUUUAUAUCAGAAAGUAAAACUUAAAUGUGAUAUGAUAAUUCAUAAAUCCUGGGGGGGAGGAUAUUCUAGAAACUACUACUCACACGUUAUCUAAGAAAGUCUCACACUUUAAUGACACUAAUAUAUUUUAUAAAUACCGUAAUACAGUUGGAGGAGUCACAGGGAAGUUGUUUUGACUUCAUUUUUAAUCAGUACAGUAAUUAAGAACAUUAAAAUUAAUAAGAUGUUUUGUUAUAAUCAGAUUUUUUUUACUAUUCUCCUAGUUAUAAAAUCUCAAGUCAUAUUAAGCACCUAACAACUGUCAUUUAUACAGUUAUUUAUUGUGACAUAUUUUAAAUUGCCAAAAUCAGACAUUUUCACUAACUGCAAAUAAAAGAAUGACCUAUCAGGCCAGGAGCAGAGAAUUCUUAAUAUGUGCUUUAUACCAAAAUGUAUUAAACUAUGGAUAGAACUUACAGCUCAUGGGUCGCUUCUGCCUAUAAAAAGACUCAGAAUUGUUCUCUGGAUUAAUUUUAACAUCCUGUUUUUUGUCACUUUCUAUCAAUUUUCUUAGCCUCAUGUGUAGUCAUGUUAAGCUAAUUUGAUGAAGUGAUUCAGGUUGUAGCAGCAUAUCAGUUUUCAGGAUCUUCGGUUCUUCUGGAUGAGCAACACUGCUGCUGUUUUCCAGAAAUAGCAAUCAUUGUAAAAUGCCAAACAGCUCACGGCUACCAACUCUCUGGAAUAGCAUCUCUUAGAGAAGGAAUUUUCUGUGUGCCAAUAAUCAUCAGAGAGAGAUUCUGUGUUGAUGAUGCUCAGAAGCACAUGAAAGAACUUUAUCUCAUAAUGUGCUUGUGAGUGUAAAACAAUGUAAUUCUUACAAAUCUUUACUUUGUAUGUAUAAAACACAGUCUGCUGCACUUGAGUGAUUUGGUCUAUGGAAUGUUAAAUACCUACCUUCACUUAGUAAUAUUCAGGUUUUGAUUUUAGACAGUUAAGUCCAUGUGUUUGAUUUUGUCAUAUCAAUAUAAAUGAGAAAAAGAAAUAUAGCUUACAAGUACAUAAAACUUAAAUACACCAAUAUUUCACAAAGUUUUAAAAUUUUUAGCAAAUCUUACAUUAUUCCAUCUCAUUUGAAGGUUAAAAAAGAUGUGACUUAACUCUAGCCAAAGUAGAAAUUUAUAUUCUACGUGUCCAUACUGUUCCUAGCAGCUUUUGGACGAUAUCUCACUUGAUGUUAUAGUAUCUUUUAUUUGUAAUAAAUGUUCAAAUUUCUAUUUAAAAGCUCUAAUGUACAUCAAGAUUAAAUGAAAACACAGUUUUGUGCAUUUAAAAUAUGUUUUCAAAAUGUAUAUUUUCAUUUCUGAGUGCAUGUUAUAUAGUGUUUAAUAUUUCACGUCUUAGCAAAUCCAAUAUGAAUAUUUAUUCCUACAUGUGACAUAUGGGAUAUCUCUUAAAAAUUAUUAAUAUGUAUCAUUUCCUUCAAAGUCAUUCUAGCCUAUAGCUGUAUCAAAAUUAUUGUAUAUUUUAUGGAGAUUUAGUGAUGUAUAUGUAAAUGUUUUUUAAGUUAUUUUAUUGAAGUUCAAUCUUUACAUAAAAUUUAAAUCUUUUUUUUUAAAAAAAAGUGUCAGUGCCAGAACUGUAAAUGAAAAUAAUCAAAUAAAAGUUAAGACAAUUCAUUACUCAUU
Messenger RNA from Vicugna pacos (alpaca), 6467 nucleotides. It is a transcript of the gene SLC2A13, whose product is annotated as solute carrier family 2 member 13. Gene Ontology annotation, biological process: myo-inositol transport; transmembrane transport. NCBI's taxonomy places the organism in Eukaryota, Metazoa, Chordata, Mammalia, Artiodactyla, Camelidae. The record is from RefSeq and is a predicted model, not a curated record. Gene Ontology annotation, cellular component: apical plasma membrane. Gene Ontology annotation, molecular function: myo-inositol:proton symporter activity.